AUGUCUGGGAUCGCCUUAUUAGUAGCUAAGUACUGCAUAUUAUCUGAGAUAGUCUUUUUCAACGUCGUUGGACUUUUUGGUCUUCUUCUCGCUAUGAAUGCUUUCUUUCACAUAUUCUGUCUUUUGGGUGAACUAGUUAACGCCUGUUUCAUACUGUUCGGGCAACCUCCAGCUAGGAGUCACUGUUAUUCGUAUAUAGCAAUCUACAUCUUCUCGAUCUGCCAACAAGUUUUUAUUACCCUAUCAAUGGCUGUCGAUUUACUGGUUGCACUUCUAUUCCCGAUAUGGUGCAAUUCUACGCCAUAUCUUCUUGUACUCAUUCUGAUGGGAACCACUUAUUCUCUAACUUUUACAGCAUGGGGUUUCGUUGCUCGCGACGAUGAAGUUCUAUCAUUUUGCAAUCCACCCUUAGCUAAGCCUUCCGCGAACCGCGAGACUCGCAGAGUUGUCAAACGACUUGAGGUCAGUGUGGUCGUCUUUAUUUUUUCGUGGUACAUGGCUAUCCUCGGUGUGAAUGUCGGGUAUGCGUUAGGGCUGAGUGAGGAUGCCCUUGCCAUAUGGCGUUCCAACAUGCCAAACUUUCUACGUGUGCAUAUGGCGCUCAGCGGAAUACCGCACGGCCUUCUUGGAGCAGCUAUCUAUCAUGACCGGCCAGUGCUUUUAGUUACCAACAAAAAUCAUCAAGUUUCGAGACACAUCCAACUCAAAGGGCUUCUCCUCGCUAUGAAUGCUUUCUAUCACAUUAUUUGCCUGGUUGGCGAACUAGUCAAUGCCAGCUUCCUACUUUUUGGUCAUCAACCAUCAAGAAGGCGCUGCUAUAAGUACAUAAUGGCUUAUGUCUUCUCUAUAUGUCAGCAGGUUUCUGUUACUUUAUUGAUGGCGAUUGAUUUAUUGGUCGCACUCAUAUUCCCAAUAUGGUACCGCAGGCGUUCCACAGCACCAUAUAUUGUUAUUUUCGCCUUUAUAGGAAGUACCUAUUCCCUUCCUAUUACACUAUGGGGUUUCAUCGCUUGCGAUGAUGAGACCAUUCCUUUUUGCAAUCCACCGAUGGGUAAACCGUCGACGAGCCACGAAACUCGAAGGGUACUCAAACGUCUCAGGGUCACCGCGGUCGUGUUCAUCUUCUCGUGGUACAUGGCUAUUCUCGGUGUAAAAGUUGGUUAUGCAAUGGGGCUAGACGAGGAUGCCUUAGCCAUAUGGCAAUCCAAUAUGGUCGUUUUCGCCUUGCUUUGUUACAGUCAAGCUUUCUACGUGUGCUUAUGGCGUUCCUUUGAGUAUCGUGAAGCCUUUUUGGAGCAGCUAGCUAUGAUGACCGGCAAUAUUAUCAAUUAUCAGCCAAAACCUGUUGCUAGCAACUCAACAACAACGAAAGUCGUGCAACUAAGUUCAAAAUUGCCGCGAUGA
Messenger RNA from Ostertagia ostertagi, 1404 nucleotides. NCBI's taxonomy places the organism in Eukaryota, Metazoa, Nematoda, Chromadorea, Rhabditida, Trichostrongylidae. The record is from the annotation of a GenBank genome assembly.